CGGUCCAGACAAGUUACUGCACUGACGUAAACACAACUUGUCUUCCGGGUGUAUUCUUUCUCGUCGGUCAGUGAGCGUUCUUAACUAGGUUAUUUUCGCUGUUGUUUAACAUUUUUCAGCAAUAAUGAAUCGUAUAUUUGGCAGCGGGAAGCCUAAAGCCCCCCCUCCCAACCUGACGGACUGCAUCGGCACUGUCGAUUCUCGGUCAGAGUCCAUUGAGAAGAAGGUGGCCCGACUAGAUGCUGAGCUGGUGAAGUACAAGGACCAGAUGAAGAAGAUGAGGGACGGGCCCUCAAAGAACAUGGUGAAACAGAAGGCCAUGAGAGUUUUAAAGCAGAAGAGAAUGUACGAGGGCCAGAGAGACCAGCUCAUGCAGCAGUCGUUUAACAUGGAGCAGGCCAACUACACCAUUCAGUCCCUCAAAGACACCAAGACAACCGUGGACGCCAUGAAGGUUGGAGCCAAGGAGAUGAAGAAGGCCUACAAGAACAUAAAGAUUGACAAGAUCGAGGACCUCCAAGACCAGCUGGAGGACAUGAUGGAGGACGCCAACGACGUGCAGGAGGCCAUGAGCCGCAGCUACGGCACGCCCGACAUCGACGAGGACGACCUGGAAGCAGAACUGGACGCACUGGGAGAUGAGAUGAUGUUUGACGAGGACAGCUCCUACUUGGACGAUGCCUCCACCGCCCCCUCCAUCCCAGAAGGUCUGCCUGGGGACAAGUCCACCAGCCGGGACGGUGUGCUGGUGGAUGAGUUCGGCCUCCCCCAGAUCCCAGCCACAUAGGACGGCCCGCUGGGAUUUUACAUGUACCAAAGCCUUGUAUUUAACACUCCUGUCUUUCACCGCCAGCUCACAGGCGCCUUAAUGCUAAUCUUAAUUUAGCAUGCAAUAUAUUAUAUCGAGAAAUAAUUUAGUAAUAAUGUGAUUGUCUUUCUGAAGAACAAAUAUUCUGGCUAAAGUGAUUCUUGGAAGAAAAAAACGCCUUCUGUAAACUUUCUACUGCAAUCCAAUAAAUUAUAUUUUCGGACAACCCAACUCUUGCUCAACUAAAAGAGUCUUGGACGUUUAUACAAAAUAAACUUUAUUGUACAGUGAAAAGUGGUUGAUUAAAUAACUUAGGAGGGAGGGGUGAUGUGGGCAUCACCAGCUGAGCCGGUAGCUUUUGGGGAAGAUCUUGUUGUGGAGGUACUCCACCACCUCACUCUGGUUCUUCAGUUUCUCAAACUCGUGGAACGGAAUCUGGAACAGAAUGAACCAUUGAUUAAACCUUGGUUGUGCAACCACAAGUCAGAGUUACUCACAUCAGACAAACAAGGAGACCAUGCUGUCGGUUUAAAUGGUAUCAACGCCCAUGUUACAAUGAGGUCUAGGUCCGCUAUUAUUAUUAUUGCUAGCAAAAAUACCUCCAGGAAAACAUUAUGGUGAAAGGAAUCUCGGUACAAUCUUGACGCCUGCCUCAAGACCCAUGAGCAAGAUGCCCCUACCAACUCCAUAUUGACAUCCUGUACUAUAUUUGAGACACCAUUUAAUCUUCUAU
Molecule: messenger RNA, 1541 nt
Organism: Gadus chalcogrammus (walleye pollock)
Lineage: Eukaryota; Metazoa; Chordata; Actinopteri; Gadiformes; Gadidae
Gene: chmp5b
Product: charged multivesicular body protein 5b
Exons: 8
Coding region: 125-787 (220 amino acids)
Biological process (GO): vesicle budding from membrane; late endosome to vacuole transport via multivesicular body sorting pathway
Cellular component (GO): multivesicular body
Source: RefSeq, a predicted model, not a curated record